Molecule: messenger RNA, 5030 nt
Organism: Gigantopelta aegis
Lineage: Eukaryota; Metazoa; Mollusca; Gastropoda; Neomphalida; Peltospiridae
Product: claspin-like
Exons: 31
Coding region: 82-4242 (1386 amino acids)
Biological process (GO): activation of protein kinase activity; mitotic G2 DNA damage checkpoint signaling; mitotic DNA replication checkpoint signaling
Molecular function (GO): anaphase-promoting complex binding
Source: RefSeq, a predicted model, not a curated record
UAUGAUGCUUGCGCCAAAUGUGUCAAAACAAAUGAUAAGGAAUUAUCAGUUUUCACUCAUUUUCUUCUUAUUAUAAUUAAAAUGAAUGUUGUCCAAGGAACUAAUGAGCAAGAUCAUGUUCCAUUGAAGGAUGAAUCAAGUGAAAAAACUGAUUCAGGAAUGGAUGAAGAUAUGACUGAAAAUUCCCCAGAUCUUGGAAGUGAUGAUGAUGAUGAAGAUGUGAUAACUUCAAGAAAAGUCACUAAAAAAAAGGUUAUUUUAGAUGAUGAUGAAGAUGAAGAAGAGGAACAGAUGGAACAAGAAAAUAAUGAUGGUGGAAAGACCUCUGAAGUGAAUGGUGGUAAAAAGACAGUGUCGGAAGUUCUGGAUGCUAUCCUCAAUAGUGAUACAGAAGAUGAUGGUCCGUUUGUUGGACAGGCUUUUGAUAACAGUAGUAGUGAAGACGAAGAAAAGAAGAAUACGAUCAAAAGGAAGAAAAAGAAAAAUUUGGAAGAUGAUUCUAGCAAUUCAGAUGUCCAGACACAAAGACCCAACCUGUUUGAUAAUGAUUUGUAUGAUGCUGAAGAUAGUGAUGUGGAAAAUUCAGGCUCAGCUUCUGACAGAUCUCCCGUUGUGUCGGACAAUGAGGUGGAAGAUGAAGGAUUUGAUGACGACACUGAUCCCAGACUGAAGGCCAAGCUCUUGAAAAUGAAGGGAGCUGCAAGGAAGCCAAAGGAAAGAAGGGACCGAAAGGCUAAACCAAAGGGAGACGACUUGCUGGGCUUACACAGUGAAACUCAAAGAAUCAUUAGAGAAUCUAGCAUUAGUAUUCCAUAUCACCAUCCUACGCCAAAAUCACUCGAUGACUUCCUAGCUAGAGCGUCCAAGAAACAACAGGAAUACAAAGCUCUCCGGGGGGCUAAGGAGUUCAAAAAACCACAUGUAAUACAGCAUGUUCUUGCCAAUGUCACUCCCGAUGAAUUGCCUCGGUUGAGUAAAUCAAAGGUUAAAGUUAGUUCUAGUUCUCGUAGAACAAAAGGUCCAGAAAAUAUUUUGAAAUUGGAUGACCAAAUUUGCGAUAAGGACAUGACAGCCAAUAUUGAUGUGCUUUCCCACAGUACAAUUAAUCUUGAUACACUUGGUGCAGACGUGCCGUCUCAUCAAAGCACAAGUACGGUUGAUACCGCUAAACGAACAUUACAGUAUGGAAGUGAUGAUGAUGAACUGCCAGAUAUUUCAAUGGAUUCUGAAACUAAUAUUUCCAGGACGUUGGGAGAGGUUUCAAAACCAGAUUCUAGAACGAUUAAUAUAAAUUCUGACAGUAAUGAUGCUUUUACAGGAAUAAGUAAAAAAGGAGAAAGCAUUUCAAAUUCUGUAACAAAUUCUGAUAAUGACAAAGACAUUGGUGCAGGGUCUGCAGAAGAGAGAAGCAAGGUUGAAUCUAGUCGUGUUAGUCAAAGGGACACAACUUCAGACUCGGCUGAUGAAUGUAGUCUUGUGUUGAGACUGGAGACUCAAAAUAGUGAGAAGGAAAACUUGGAAAUUAAUACAUCAAGUGAGAACCAUGAACAGAAUAUGGAGAACAAAGAUGCUAAAAUGAAUAACAAUGCAACAGAUGAGAAGUCUGAAAAGAAUGCUGAUAGUGAGACUAGUACCAUGAAUUCAGAUAAUGAGAACAGUAAAAUGAAUGAAUGUAAUGAUAGAAGAACAAUUAAUUCGGAUAAAGAGGACCUUGAAUACCGUACAAUUACUUCAAAUAAUGAGGACCAUAACAACCAGAGUGUUGCACAUCAAGAAAUGGAUGUUAAGAAAACACCCAUUCUAGAACGUUUUUCGGAACUUACGGACAUCAAACCACGGUUAAGUGGCGAUCCCUCAUCUUUCAUUAACUUGGAUGAAGAUGAGACACAAACUCCAAAGAAUCCGGGAAUAAUUAACCUUAUUGACAGAUUUCUACAACAUUCAAAGAAAAAAACAAACAAGCCGAAAAAAGAUAUUGAUAUUAGUAUUGUUCAAAAGGAACACAGUGAUGGCAGUAAAGAUGAUUUGAAGAUGACUUCAUUCACGUACCAUGUUGACGACCAUGAUGAGGAAGAUGAUGUUAAUCUUGAUACACCAGGUGCAAAACUGCUGAAAUUGAAGGACCAGCUGAAAGUUCAGAUAAAGGUGAAACGAGAAGAGGCUCGACAGAAGCGUGUAGAGUUAUAUGAGCUGGAAAACGAGGAGGGAUUUGCCGGGGAAGAUGAAGAAGAAGCGAUGUUGGACAAUGAGGAUGAACUGUCAGAUAAAACGGACACGGAUGUGGAGGACAACGAGUUUGAGGAGCAGUUUGGAAAUGAGGACGAGGACGAGGAACAAGAUGAAAAUCCUUUUGCUGAUGAGGAAGCAGAGGACGAUGAUAAUAAUGAUGAUGGGGAAGACUCUACAGAUGAUGACUCAGAUGAAAACACAGACUUACCGGACACCAUGAAACUUCGUCUGGACUCUUCAGACGAUGAAGAACAUUCACACGAGAAUGCAGUAAAGAAAAAGAAACUGCGAAAACUUGCAAUUAGUGAUGAUGAAGAGAGUCAGCAGUCAGCACCAGGUGAAAAAGAAGCAAAAAAGACUGAAAGUACUGCAGAUGAUGCCAGACCAUUUUCUAGUGUGACGAGUAAAGAUCAUAAUGAUGAUACUUUAGAUGGUUUAUCUCCCUUAUCAAAGCAUCUGUCUGCAACACAAACACAGAAACCAAGAAAGCGAUCAAGUCUGACGCUACCUAUUGAAGAUUCUCAAGACCUGUAUGAUGAUACACAGACUGAGUCGCUCAGCAUGGCAGGACUUCCCAGCAAGGCUUCCAUGUCCAAUGACAGUCUCAACUUCCUCUUAGACGACUCGCAGUCGCAGAUGCUAGAUGCAGAUGGAUUCCUGAAGGUUAAUACAUCCCUGAGAAAGCCGUCUAAAGAGUCCCUGAGUUUCAUUGACGAGACGUCUCAUGUGUCUAGUACACAGAACAACAUGGAUGAACUACUAGGCUUGUGUUCGGGAAAGUUUGUUGAAACCCAAGAGGAAGGCAAGAAAGUAUCUUGUAAAAAUCUGUUUGGAGGCAGUACUAAAUCCACAACAGGAGACAUGGACGAGCUUCUUGGCCUUUGUUCUGGUUUCUUUCCUGCAAGCUGUCCAGAUGGUAACAAAGACGGGGCAUCAGGGAAUGCAAAAAGAAAAGCCACCGAUGAAGAACAAAGUAAUACAUCGUUCAAUCUCCUGUCAGAUGGAGAAGAUAACCUGGAUAGUGAAAAGGAGUUGUCUGAUGAUGAUGAUCAACGGACAGACGAUAAUUCUGAUGACACGGAAGAACUCCCAGACGUUCAAGUCAGAUCUAAGAAGAAACAUUUUAAAGGAUUUGUUGCAAGUAAAACGAAAAAAAUCAGACAAGCUUUUGUGGAAGAAGAAGCAGAAUUGUCAGGAAGCGAGUAUGACAGCGAUGAAAAUCUAGACAUCCCAGAAGAGGAUGAUAUUAUGGAGAUGGAAGAAGGCGAUCUGGACAACUCAAUCUCCGAGGAGGAGCUCCGCGACCAAGUUGGAAGAGUUCACUUGAAAAGAACAAUAGAUGAAGACAAACGUGACAUAAUGCGACUCCAGGAAAUGUACCUGCCAGAUGGUGAUCUGUAUUCUGAUGGAAAAGGUCGAACAAGGAGAUUCAAGUGGAGUAAUCAGGAUGAAGAGUCCCAAGAAGACAUGUUUGGAAAUGGGUCGGAUGAUGAAGGACCUGAGGAAGAAAACGCAGAUGAAUUAAAAUGGAGAAUGGAAAGAUUUGAAAGAGAAAAGUUCUUGGAAGAACAGAGAGAAAAAGAACAGGAAAAUGAAGAUGGUAGUCAACUUUUAAAGCUGGGGAAAAUGUUUUUAUUACGACAAGUUUCAACUGAGAAAAAAGAAACAGAAUUUAAGAAGCCCCUGCAGCCAAAUAAAAGUCCAGUCAAGGUGUUUAAACCAAGUAUUGCUAGAAAAGGCUCUUUCUUGACCCGCAGUAAAGCUGCACUGGCUCAGAUUUCUGCUCGUUCCAAGGUCACGGUGAAUCCAACAGGACCGACCAAUUCUAAGAACUUCAUCUUUCAAGUUGUGUCACCAGACAAGGUUCAAGAUAAAUCUGAACCUGCAUCAAAAUCUGCUAUUGCUACCAAGAAAAGAAAAUCAGCUAUUCAGAAUCCGCCAUCUAAGAGACCCAGACCUGAUAGCAAAUCCCCGAAACGACAUAAGAGUAUUUUUAAUCUGCUGGAAAGAUGAAGCAUUCCUUGAAGACUGUUACAAAAUAAGGAAUAUAUAUAUAUUCUAUAGGACCGUGGCAUAUACAACCUUAGCUUGUAGUUAUUAAUUUAUUAUUUUUAUUUUCAAGAAUAAAAGUUGAUCCCAUAGAUAUAGUUUUAUAUAUUUGGAUUAAAUAGGAAAAUAAUGCUUCAUUUAGCAGAAACAUUUGUUCUGUUUUUGUGGUGGUAGCAGAUUGCUGGAAGUUGACAAUAAUAAUCAGUAUUUCUAACAGACAUACACAUUGAUUUCAUAAUAGUUCUGACUGCCAGAACGUUGUAAUCUUUGAUGCAUAAGAAUGCAACGAUAUUGAUGAUAUGCAUUUUGACAUGUAUAAAUGUGUUUGUGGUGUAACAAUGUAGAAACAUAAUGGUUUAUCUUAUAAGAAUAUGUCUGAAUAUAUCAUAGAGUAAUCAAUAGCCAUGCACAUAACAAUUUUUCUGAAGUUCAUGAGCAUAACAGGAGGGCUGUUGCGAAGCACCUAAAAGCAAAGAACAAAGUGGGGGAAGCUUGGUUACCAUAUAUUGUUGUGUGUUCGUUGGCCAACUUUGCGGCAAUACAUACUCCUUAUUUUGCCUCUCAUUAUUUGGUACAAAAAAGUUGAUAAGAAAUAAAAGCCGUCUUGAUGUUGUCGGUCUUACAUUCACGGCCAAUUCCGAUUUUGCUGAACCUAUCAAAGUUUUAAUAUUAGUAUUUUAAUUAAUAAAUAUUUCAAGAUAUAUGUAAAACAAUAAAGACGUUUGUAAAGUGAUCCCCUAAUGUGGGAUAAA